AUCUAAAACACUGUCAAGUGUCAUUGUCAAAAGCGUUACAAGAAUUGAGGUUAUCUUCACCUGCCGAAAAAAAGUUAAAUAAAUAUAAUAAACCGUUCAUUGUAAUAACAAAAGACAACGUUUUGAAUAAACUAACAUGGCAAAUUCUGGAAAGGGCACUUUUCAGCGGGAUUCCGAUGUACACAUUUCAUAUGAAGACCAACAGAAAAUUAAUAAAUUUGCUCGUCUCAAUGCUAAAGUAGAUGACUUAAAAGACGAAUUAAAAGUCAAACAAAAUGAUAUGAAAAACCUAGAGGAAGCUGUUGAGGAAUUAGGCUUAGCUGAUGAUUCGGAAAAAAUACCUUAUCUUGUUGGAGAAGUUUUUAUCUGCCAAAGCUUAGAAGACACGUUGCAAUCCUUAGAAGAUAAUAAAACAAAGAAGCAAGAUGAAAUAGCUGAACUUGAAGCAAAAUGUGAUGAUUUAAAGUCUCAGAUGGCAGAAUUAAAGGCACACCUGUAUGGAAAGUUUGGCAGUCACAUCAACUUAGAAAAUGAAGAGUCCUAAAAUGUAAAUUUAGUUGAACUCGGCUUGAGUAAUUUGUUAAUGUAACACUUGAAAAGAUAAAUUAAUUUCUAACCUACUAAUCUAUAAAUUUUUAUAAGCUCUCAAAAGUUAAAGUAUUGUUUUGUUCUUACAAAUAUAUUGAACCUUCAAUAUA
Molecule: messenger RNA, 698 nt
Organism: Danaus plexippus (monarch butterfly)
Lineage: Eukaryota; Metazoa; Arthropoda; Insecta; Lepidoptera; Nymphalidae
Gene: Pfdn4
Product: probable prefoldin subunit 4
Exons: 3
Coding region: 137-544 (135 amino acids)
Biological process (GO): protein folding
Cellular component (GO): cytoplasm; prefoldin complex
Source: RefSeq, a predicted model, not a curated record